Messenger RNA from Cyprinus carpio (common carp), 1493 nucleotides. RefSeq names its product putative proline-rich receptor-like protein kinase PERK11. The record is from RefSeq and is a predicted model, not a curated record. Lineage: Eukaryota; Metazoa; Chordata; Actinopteri; Cypriniformes; Cyprinidae. Bases 589 to 1392 code for a protein of 267 amino acids. The transcript has 9 exons.
UAUUAAAUAGUGAGAUUUUUGCAGAUUGAUUUUUUAUGCCAUCUACUGGACUCCUAAGGUUCUUGCACAUUUUAGAAAUGAGAAAGGUCAAUACAGCUGAGGAAACACAAACCAUUUCAGUCUGGUUCUUCUGUCUGGAAUACUCAGCCCCUAAACCAUGUAAUUACUAAGUGGAGAUGACCACACUAAUUGCCAUAAUUAUUGUUUUGAAGAGAAUGGUUAAAUCUUGUUUUUUCAUUUUCAGUCAGACAAUAAUUUGUCUCCUUACCUCACAGAACAAACAGCUCUUCAUUCAGCCUGCGUGUGAGUCUGUGAGGAAGCUCAGUUCUGAUCUAAAGCACUGGUGCAUGUGCUCUAUAUCUGUUAAGCAUUAAAUGUUUUUAAUGACUUAAUAACACUGAUAAUGAAUCAAAACACACAUACUGUGAAUACAGACGUACUCAAACUCAGACAAUAAAUUGAUGAAAACAAUUAGCAGCUCAGUUGACCAUAAUGAUUCAUGUCUAUAUAUGACGCGGUAUAGACAAAUUGAGACACAUUACACACCAUAUGUGUCACGGCUACAGCAACCUGAUAUUAUAAGAGAGCAUGCACCAGUUUAAAAAGCAAAGGGGAAAAGACGCUAAUAGUAUGCACUUCUGCUCUGCCUCGAAUAUAACCAGGAUGAAGUUUCAGGUCAUCUUUUCGAUGGCUGGUCUUCUCAGCAUUUGCACUUGUGCUCCUAUCUACCAGCCACAAAUUGGAAUAAUUGCAAGUAACAGUAAUGAGGUUUUGCGUCUCAAUGGACUCACUCUGGCAGGUGUGGGUUUGGGUCCAGCACAGGGAACUGCUUUUUUCCCUCCCUUCCUGUUUCAGCAGCAGCCCCCACAGGUGCUGAACUUCAACCCUGGGAUGCAGGGACCCUUCCUGCCCCCUCAAAUGAACCAGCUGAACCCAGCACAGUUGCCCCCAUUGCUGCAGGAGCAGCCUAUACCUGGCAUCGGUCCCAACUAUGGCAUACCAACACAGAACCUUCCCCCGGGAUUUCCAUUCUUCCUGACUAAUCUAUAUCCUCCGAGGAACACUCCUGUAAGGCUGAUACCCAACCAGAACGCUGGCCCAAGUAUUCAAGGCCAGGACAGGAUGCAACCAAUGCAGCCAGUGCAACCAUUGCAACCAAUGCAGCCAGUGCAACCAAUGCAACCAAUGCAGCCAGUGCAACCAAUGCAACCAAUGCAGCCAGUGCAACCACUGCAACCAAUGCAACCAAUGCAGCCAGUGCAACCAAUACAACCAAUCCAGAACAGGGGAAAGUCAGACCAGAAGGUAACGUCUGCUCCUGAUUACCGUGGUGAUCGGCCUGGUCCGGGAACUGGAGAGGGGCAUCCUGGGUUCUCAUUGUUUGAGCCAUAGGCUCAGAAGAUUUCAUUAUUAAAAAGAUAUCCCACCAUGGAGACCCCUCACAGGAGACAUUUUUGUUCAACUUGGACAUAUUACCAAAUAAAUAAAAGAUG